AUGGAAGGAAAAGAAAAAAGAGUUAAGUACAUUCUUGGGCUAGAGGGUAGUGCAAACAAACUAGGAAUUAGCAUAAUAAAUGAUAAAAUGGAAAUUCUUGUAAACAUGAGAAGAACAUAUGUUUCUGAAAUUGGGUGCGGGUUCAUCCCGAGACAAAUUAAUGCACAUCAUAAAUAUUACAUCAUCGAAAUGAUUAAAGAAUGUCUAAAUAAAUUAAAAAUAAAAAUAACAGAUAUACAUCUAAUAUGCUAUACAAAAGGACCAGGGAUAGGAUCUGCUUUGUAUAUUGCUUACAAUAUCAGUAAAUUUUUUUCUUUGCUUUUUAAUAUACCUGUAGUUGGAGUCAACCACUGUAUUGCACACAUAGAAAUGGGUAUUUUUAUAACCAAUUUGUAUAACCCCAUUAUUUUAUAUGUUAGUGGUAGUAACACGCAAAUAAUUUAUUUUAAUAAUCAUAAGAAGAAAUAUGAAAUAAUUGGAGAGACCUUAGACAUAGCCAUAGGAAAUGUGAUCGACAGAUCAGCCCGGAUUCUCAGAAUUUCCAAUUCACCGUCUCCUGGAUAUAAUGUGGAAAUGUGGGCUAGAAAAAAGCAUCUCCUAAAUGUUCUAGAAAAAAAAAAUAAUAAAAAAAAUAAGCAAAAUAAGCAAAAUGAGCAAAAUGAGCAAAAUAAGCAAAAUGAGCAAAAUAAGCAAAAUGAGCAAAAUGAGCAAAAUAAGCAAAAUGAGCAAAAUAAGCAAAAUGAGCAAAAUAAGCAAAAUGAGCAAAAUAAGCAAAAUGAGCAAAAUGAGCAAAAUGAGCAGAAUGAGCAGAAUGAGCAAAAUAAGCAAAAUAAGCAAAAUGAGCAAAAUAACGCAAAUGUGCAUCCAAGCGCACAGGAGGAGGGAUCUCGAAGUGACAGCCACAGUGACGCUACCAAUGCUCUAAGAAUGGUUCGAAGUGAGAUCGAUAGUAGCACAUUUCGAAACGAAGAUAAUCAAGGAGGCCAAGUGUAUGCUACCCCAACUAUUCCUUCUAAACCACAAAGAGGAGAAAAGAGAUACCAACAUGAUUAUACAGAACUACUUUUUUUUCCAUAUACAAUAAAGGGAAUGGACAUUUCCUUCAGUGGAUAUGACUACUACGUGAGUAAAUAUUUUUCCAAGUAUGUAACCAAACGGAGGAACAAAGGAAAAGACUUAGAUAAUAGCAUGUCUGUAUGCAGCAUCCAGAGGGAGAAAAACUCCCCCCAUGACAAAGUUCCUUCCACAAACCAUAUAAAAGUUCUUAAAAGAAAAAAAAGAACUAUGGAUUCAUCCGCAUCAUUAUCUUCUUCGGAAGGAGUGCACCAAAAGAACGGCCAUGAAGAGAACGACCAAGAAGAAGAAGAGAGAGAACGGAAAGAACAGCUGAAGAGGAAAGGGAAAACUGACGCAGAUGUGAUAGAGGGAAAAGAAAAUUCGGGUGCAGCCAUGCGUAUGAACAAAGUUGUGGAAGAAGAAGGAGAUAGAGAAACAAACAUUAUGUCAGGAAGUUCACAGAAAUUUGUUGGGAUGAACUUGAGCAUACAUCCUGGUGUCCAAGGGAGUUCUUAUUAUGAAGAGAACAUCAUUUACAACAAUCAAGGGAAAAAGAAUUAUGGUGAAGAUAACCAAUACAUGGAUGAUGAUUGUGCUAUCGAGACGGAUAGCGAUUUUUAUGACAGCACAUCGGACGAGGAAGGGGCAGCGAAAGUCUUCAAACAAAAUAAGAACGCAAAGGAUGCUGUGAGUGUCCAAAAUGAAAAUGUAAAUGAUAUCACAAAUUCCCCCAACACAUCGGAUGAUAACAGUACCAUCCUAACCGACGAAGAGAAAAGAAAAAUACAAAUCUGCUACAGCCUGCAACACCAUAUAUUCAGCAUGCUGAUAGAAAUAACCGAGCGAGCCAUUUCGUUCACUAAUAGUAAGGAAGUCAUAAUAGUAGGGGGAGUAGGGUGUAAUGUGUUUCUUCAAAAUAUGAUGAAAAAAAUGGCAAAGCAGAAAAAUAUAAAAAUUGGAUUUAUGGAUCACAGCUACUGUGUAGAUAACGGCGCUAUGAUUGCCUACACAGGUUACCUCGAGUUUUUAAAUUCAGAAAAUAAAAAUGCUUACAAUUUUGACAAUAUAAGUAUUCAUCAGAGGUAUCGAACAGAUGACGUGCUCGUGACAUGGAGAUAG
Molecule: messenger RNA, 2175 nt
Organism: Plasmodium gonderi
Lineage: Eukaryota; Apicomplexa; Aconoidasida; Haemosporida; Plasmodiidae
Product: tRNA N6-adenosine threonylcarbamoyltransferase
Exons: 1
Coding region: 1-2175 (724 amino acids)
Biological process (GO): tRNA threonylcarbamoyladenosine modification
Cellular component (GO): cytoplasm; EKC/KEOPS complex
Source: RefSeq, a predicted model, not a curated record